UUCUCCAUAGUUUUUAAUGCUAAACAAUCAUGUUUUAUGGUUUCUUUUACGCCUGUUACGUCAGGUUAGGGAAAAUGUGACUGGUAGGAAUUCCCCACGCAUCAGCUUUCCGUAAGAAAAAAAUAAGAAAAAAAACUGUGUAACCUUUCGUCAAGCACGAGAAAGUAGUGAAACUGGAGUUGCCUCAGUCGUUGUACUGUACCGAUGAUGUCGAGCUUUCAUCUCACAUUUGAAGAAUUACAUCUUUUUGGGGGAAUAUUACCAAGAUGUUGAUAAGUGCCUACUGAAGAUAUUUGGCUACUGUCCGAUGUUGAUGAAGCCAUCAUUCAUGAGGCGUAAAACAUUGGAAUUUUAAACGUCUGACGCUAGGCUAUAAGAUAAGGACUAAAGGCAGGCAUAGAUGCUCCAGACGCAGCAGGCCCCAGGAAGAGGCUGCCUCCAUCCAUCUGUGCGGCUCUUCUCUGAUUCCUGGGUCUCUCAUUCUCACUUUGCACCACACCUUAACAGGGACCACAGAGAAAAGAAACAAGAGUGAGGAGGCCACUGGAUAUUCUCAAGAAGGGAAGCCAUUUUGUUUUGACCCUCAGUAUCACGGACCUCUCAACCUUUGGUUCAAUCUGGUGGUUUCCUUGUGAUUGGACACUCCCUAGAGGGGUAGGAAAUCACCCUCCCCGUCUGUCCGUCUGCGUCCUACCUUCGGACCUCCAUCACUAUGGCGACCUCGGUGCAGCCCAACGAGUUGGUGUUUGAGUUCGCUAGCAAUGGGAUGGAUGAGAUAAACCAGCUGGAUGAUCCGUCCGUGUUCCCAGCAGUCAUCGUGGAACAGGUGCCCGCUGCUGACCUCAUGCAGGUCUACUCGGGCAUGGAGUCGGACGAGGUGACCAACGGCAUUAUGGUGGACAACACUGUACAUGUGAUGGAGGAGCCCAUUAUGGUCGGAGACGUGGGCCUCUCAGUAGAAAGGACGGUAUCGGGUACAGAGGAUAACAUGGAGACCAAUGAGGCUGCGGCAGCCCUUCUUAACAUGGAGUCACCAAACAACAUUCUGGAUGAGAAACGCAUGAUUCAUACGUACGGGACCAUGUUGGAGUCUGACUACACCUACAUCCACCUGCGGCCGGAGCCCAACGGCUGCAUGGAUGUAUCGCUGGACGAUGAAACAUCCUCCAUGGACGAGAUCCCUCAGAAGAGCGUGUCCAAACCACAGAGGAAAACCAAAAUGCGCAAGCCUCGGCCGGUGCGCCCCUGCUCCCCCAUUACCACUCCCAACCUACCACUCAAGAAGAAGAGCAAGGAGGGCAAAGGGAACACCAUCUACCUAUGGGAGUUUCUCCUGGCCCUGUUGCAGGACAAGAACACCUGUCCCAAGUACAUCAAGUGGACACAGAGGGAGAAGGGCAUCUUUAAGCUGGUGGACUCCAAGGCCGUGUCCAAACUGUGGGGCAAACACAAGAACAAACCUGACAUGAACUAUGAAACCAUGGGCAGGGCACUCAGGUAUUACUACCAGCGUGGUAUCCUGGCUAAGGUGGAGGGUCAGCGGCUGGUCUACCAGUUUAAAGACAUGCCUCCCGACCUAGUGGUGAUUGACGACGAGGACCCAUGCCCCGACCUCACAUCUGGCUACGGGGGCCACCGCCCCAGCCACCACGGCCGGGGAGGCUCCAGAGGGGGGCAGGGUAAAAUCCAUGCCCAUGGGCACCGUCCUAUAUCGGUAAAACAAGUGAAGAGAGAGCCCAUUGAUAUGGAUGGAGGGCUGUAUCAUGAGGUCAAUGGUAAACAGGCAGAACACAUGAUCCAGACGGUCCACGUGCUGCAGCCCAACCAGAGGGCGGCUGUGCCGGCCUCCACACACACUUUGAGGACCAUCAACAUGCCUAACUCCGUCCCCAUGGUCCUGACGUCUUCUGGCCAGCUGCAGCCCCUCCUGUCCAACGGUGACUCGUCCAGCCACUCCUCCCAGCCCAGGGUCAUCCUCCACACCGUCCCUUCUACCACGGCGGGGGGCAAGGAUGUCCUCACCAUCCAGACGGCCUCCCUGGCCACUGGGAUGGGCAGCCUCCAGGAUCACCACCAGCACCCCCAGUUCCUUGUCACCAGCCUGGGCUCCACUACCACCACAGGGGUCCUCAGCUCCACCACUGCCUCCCUCAACGGCCUUCCCCGCAUGGUCACUCUCAACACGGCCACCGGUCAGACCAUGGUGGCCCAGCAGCCGGGGACCGUCAUUGCUACGGUCCUCAAGUCCUCCAGCGGUGGCGAGCUCCUCCAUGGCCUGCACGGCAUCAAGGAGGAGAUGCUGGACCCCUACUACCUGCAGUCAUUGGUUAAUGGAGACCCGUCGUUUGGCAAGGAGGAGAUGGAGGCAGGGGAAGCAGAGCUCACCUACAGGACUGUGAUCAUUGGGAAGAACCAAAGCCUUGGACCGAACCAGGGGGAGACUGGAAGCGAGUCUCCAGUGAACGGAUACUUUUCCCAGGGAAGCAGCCCCAGUGAGGGCCUGACCCCCGUGGAGGAGCUAGAGGUGCGCGGGGAGAUGGCCCUGCAACCGGAGCACAUGGUGGGGGUCAAGGGGCUCCAGGAGCUGCCAGAGAUCACUGUCCACCUCCCAGCCUCCUUCAUCCAGAUCAAGGCAGAACCCACAGAGGUCUAGUAGACCAUAAGCUGACCUUUAUUGUCACGAGUCUUGUCCUGGAGGCAGAACUGAGUGAUUUCCACUAGAUGGUCCAGCUGAAAAGUCAAAAUUGUCUCUAUCGUAAAAAUUAAGAAAGACAAAAAUGAGCUUUUUGAUCUUAAUUUAGGGUUAGGCAUUAGGAUUAGCAGUGUGGUUAAGAUUAGGUUUUUUAUUUUACCUUUAUUUGAACAGGGAGUCACCAUUGAGACCAGGGUUUCUUUCACAAGGGAGCCAUGCACAUACUAUUCAUAAGACAAAAUUGAAUUGAAAUCAGAUACAAUGUAAAACAAACUAAAAUACAGCACAACACAAAUAUUCUUACAUUCAUUAGUAAGAAGUUUACCAAUUAGUAUUUGCAAUUGCCUGAGCGGCAGUACAACAUCCAAUUGUAAUGUAUUGUAAAAUUGGUUCCAGCAAUGAGGUGUAUUAAAACUAAAAGAGGAUUUACUUAGUUCUGUGGAGACCACAAGGAACCUCAAGAGUUUGGUAUCUCCUGAUUUUAUACUUUAUAUCAUGUUUUAUACUAACAACAACUAACAACGAAGUGAGAUAAGUUGGAAGCUUGUGUAGUAGAGCUUUGUAAACAAUACGGGAGUAAUGAAGUGAUAUAUGGGACGUUAAUGAGGACCAGACAACCUUUUGAUACAGGAUGCAGUGAUGAGAAAUAAAACUGUCACCUAUGGAGAACCAUCCAAUGGAUAACUGUAGUCCAUCAGGUUAAGGUUAGGUUUAAAAUCUGAUUUUACGACUUUGUGGCUGUUCCAGCUAGUGCCCACUCUGCAGAGCUGCCUCCAGGGCAAGAUUAAUGACAAUAAAUGCCAACCUGCUAAUAGGCCUGGACUCUCCAUCAAAGUUGGACUAUGAAAUCAACAUAAAGAAAGACUACCCAAAGGGCAAUUCCACCACUUUUCAACCUCAUUUUCAUUGUCUCCAGCACAAUACCAUUGUCUACAUAUGUGAAAAUGGCGCAUUUGUACGUUUUGUCGAAACAUAUAUAAAGUUAAAAAGUUCUACCCAACAUCAUCAAAAGUUAACACAUUUAGGACCUUUCUUCUUAUCUUUUUAACCACAGAUCAUAGAAACACGCUGUUUUCACAUAUGUAGACACUGGUAUGGUGCUGGAGAUAAUGAAUAUGAGGUUGAAAAAUGGUGCAAUUGCUUUUUAACAAAGUUUCCUUGUUCUUAUCCCGUUGAUAAUCUUAUUUUGAAAAGCGAUGGAUUUUUAAAUGUGGAGCGACAGAGACCAAACGUUGGCCCCCGCAGGAUGUUUUUGCUUACUCACUGUUGUGAUCCCGUGCCCAAAUUUCAACAUCAAGGGAUUGUUUUGUGAUGUGUUGUUGAAGGCUCCAUAGUUCGAAAGGCCCUCACUCGGAUCAAUCUACCUACCUACCUUGCUACUGUCAGUAAACCCGCCCCCUUCCCAAACCUGUCCCCGCCAGGAGAACAGCCAUUGGAUAACCAGGGAUCUACCCCACCACAUGUGCCAGUUAGAUUAGUAAAUGUUCUACCUACCAGUACAUCUCAUCAGACUUGUGUCAAUGCUAACAGACAAAAACAGCAAACCAAAAACAGGAGAUGGGAACUCGUGUGGGAGAAUGCAAUGAAAUCAGACUUGAUGAGCAGAAAAUGUGUCAUUUCUACAUGCCGUCUCCACUUUUUUUUUAAGGAAGAAUGACGGAAACGCACCUUACUGACCUUUAAUGGAAGAGUGCCUUAUACGUAAAGGUAAAACAGUUCAAACUCUUGACUGGAAAAGUCUGAGGGGGGGAAAAUGACGGUUCAGAUUGUUUUGACUCAAACGAUUGUGACUUAUCCGGAGUUUCCUCCAUAUCCCCCAUAUUAUAAGUUGUCGAUAAGGUGUGCUUUCCCCUCCAUUACUCAUCGCCUUACAGCAAUGUGUUACUAUGGAAAUGGGCAUUUCCUGUCCCCUUGGACAGUCCAAUCACAAACCUGUUUGUAUAUAGCUGCAGACUUGAUGCAGGGAGAGAGAGAGAGAGAGAGCGAGAGAAAAUACGGAGGAAAAAUAAAAUAGAUUUUACUAGCCUCCUAUCUUCCCAUUAAGGCCUUUAAUCCUGUUUAUAUGAAAUGGAAUAUAUAUAAAUAUAUAUAAAGUAAUAAUAUACUAUUGAGAUUCAAUUUAAGGCCACAAAUGUAUUUAUUUUGUGAAUUUCUAAAUUCUGUAUAAAAAGGCACAUUUGUUUGUUAUUUACAUAUGGAAAACACGAGGGAUAAUAUACAAAGUAUAUGAAAUCAAAUAACAGGAAGCUCAUUUGUCGGUGAAUUUUUUUUCCAAAAAGCUGAUAUGUUUUUUUUAAGCAUUCCUUAUAAUCAGCGCAGCAUUGAUGAUGAUACUUCCUCUGUUUUGGACUCAAAGUGGUUUGCCCCGACGCAAAUGAUGGUCUCUAUAAACAUCUCUGUCCUGUGUCAUUUAAACAUUGUGUUGUAUGUGCUUUGGUUCUUCUUCCCUUUGUACAGCGGACACAACCUCUAGCCUUAUUCAACAGUCAAGCAGUAGAGAUCAGUUGGAUAGAUUCACACACCCCUGUCCAGUUAAUUUGGUAAUUUGGUCUCAAUCAGGUCCUCUGUGACCUCUCCUAUUUUGUGACGCAAAUUGUGACUCAACACUGGUGUUUUCCUCCCUACUUCUAUGCAUUUACAAUUCUGGUGCUCCGCUCCUAGCUCUUGGUCUUUGGUCAGACUGGUGUCUGUGCUCUUUUUAUUGGGUGUCCCAGUUUUGUUAGGGACCUGAGACGUCAAGGUCUCUGAAUGGCCAUGAUAGCCUGCAGAUGCUAGUGUAAGUAAACCAAUAUUUAUCUUGAGCGCUACCAUGGCUAAAUUACUUGUAUUUUUUUCACUUGAGCUGGAGUGAGCAACAGACCAUCUGAACUCUUGCUCAGCAUCUGAGGACAAGCUUUAAUGCUAAUUUCAGGAGAAAUGGAGAGUCUGGGACGUGACUUCCGCUUUUGGACAUUAACACGGUGACACUCCAUCUUAACUCCUCCACAUUUACGGAUUUGUGUCAACAGUGCAGAAGAGAACCUCCCAUCAUUUUUUCCCUCCUCAACAGGUCCAGAAAGAAACGUCGCUCAGGCAUUUAUUUUACGCCUGCUUCAUUAGGUUAUGCUACUUUAGGUUAUGCUACUUUUUAGAACUUGUGCCCAGGCAUCAGUCUUAUGUCAACCAAAGGGCUCUCUGUGUUGACAAUCUGAAUGUUGUACAGUACAAAGUUAUGAAAAGUUGUGACAAUCAAUGCUCUCUAGGGUUACAAAAAGUACCAAAACAGUCUUUGGUGUUGAUAAUUGACUGCAAUGAACUCUGUGGGUGGGGUUGACUGGAUUUUCCUGCUUACAGACGCUUAUGUUGUAUAUACAGGUAUUUUCCUUUUUAAGCACUGUUGUAUGUGAGAUGUUGGCGUCUGUCCGCGCUGUCUGUCCGAUCAUUACGUUUUCCUUUGUCUUGGGUUUUCUGUGGUUUCCUCCUAUGCUGAAACUAGAUUAGAUUUUUUUUAAGAAAGAAUAUUUAGGCCCAGUGCAGUCAAAGCGUUAUUUUCCUGUGUUUUAUAUAUAUUUCCACACUAUGUGGUUGGAAUAAUACUGUGAAAUUUUGAAAAUGAUGAUAAUGCCCUUUUAGUGUAAGAGGUGUUUGAAAAGACCACCUGAAAUUUCUGCCUGUUAUGGUGGGAUAGAGUUUCGGCCUGCCUGAUAACAUCACCAGACAGUAAAUUAGUUAAUAGACCAAUAAGCAAGAGUUCCAAUCCUCUCUGCCAAUAACAGCUAGUUUUCAGUUUUCCCCUCCCCAUUCAGGACACUCCCAGACAGUCCUAUCAAAAUUAUUGCUUGAGAAAUUGCUCUUUGCUAAGAAUCUCUUUCUAUUUCUUUUUGACCAUUGUAAUUGAAAACAAUCCCAGUAAGGUACUUAAAUGUUACCCAGAAAUGAUUUGAUGUUGAGAUGAAAACGACUGCAAUGGACCUUUUUAAUAAUAAAACACAUUUUGCUUAUA
Messenger RNA from Oncorhynchus mykiss (rainbow trout), 6674 nucleotides. It is a transcript of the gene elf1, whose product is annotated as E74 like ETS transcription factor 1. Gene Ontology annotation, molecular function: sequence-specific DNA binding; DNA-binding transcription factor activity, RNA polymerase II-specific. Gene Ontology annotation, cellular component: nucleus. Lineage: Eukaryota; Metazoa; Chordata; Actinopteri; Salmoniformes; Salmonidae. The record is from RefSeq and is a predicted model, not a curated record. Gene Ontology annotation, biological process: regulation of transcription by RNA polymerase II; cell differentiation.